AAAACUCUAAAAGCUUUGGCAUAUGUAUGACCUUACCUUUCUCCUCAUUUCUCUCUUCCCCACUGACAUUACCCUUCCCACACGGCAACCUCAGAAUAAACCCUUUCUUCUUCCUCAAGCUACCUAUGAAACCAGUCACAACAUCUCUGAUCCGACCGUUUCACUGCACGGUCUCAAAAUGUCAUUAUCCACGACCGAGACAGACAAUUUCAAACCAGUACACACCCUCGUUUCCUCCCCGGUCACCAUAGUUUUGACCGGUAGUCUUCUCUUCAUCAUUUUCACCGGUUUCUUCUCCUUCUUCUUCUGUGGAUGUUUAUUUAGGAAACUCAUGAAGAUUUGGAAUAACCAUCGAAACCGAAACCGUCCUAGUAACGUAAUCCAACCGUCUAAUCCACCCGAAAACCUCGGUCUCGACUCCAAGAUCAUUGAAUCCUUCCCUGAGUAUCCUUAUUCGGUGAAAGAUCAUGGGACGGAUCAAUGUUCCAUUUGUUUAACAGAUUUUAUGGAUGAUGACACCAUUAGGCUCAUUUCUACUUGUAAUCACUCCUUCCACACAAUUUGCAUUGAUCUUUGGUUUGAAGGACACAAGACUUGCCCGGUAUGCAGGCGUGAGCUUGAUGUAGAAGACCGGACAUCGCUAGAAAAGCCGAUAGAAGUUCCUGAAAUCGAUCUAGUUAGAUCUGAAAUCCACGACGAGCCUUUGCCCCGUGACACAGUGACAAUCAUCGUUCACGAGGAGCAUCCUACUACUACUAUUGGUAGUUUAGAGCAUACAGAUGAAAUCGAAAGCUAUGAAAGACGAAUGAAAGCAUCGAAUUUGCGGUUUUGGAGGUCACAUUCUACUGGACAUUCUAUAGUAGUUAAGACCGAAAACGAACAAGAAGAAGAAGAAGAAAAAGAUGAGAUUAAAAUACAUAUUGAGAUCUCUGGAGAAUGUCAGUUUGAAGAUCACAAGAUGACUUUACCAAACAGAAAGUUGUAUUGCGUUAGGGGGACUUACUCUGUAGGAUAGAGCCUGAGAAUGUGAAUUGUCUUGGUUGAUAUAUCAUCCAAUAGAUCAAAGACCGGAAUUAGAUUCUAGUUUCUGUUAUAUUCUUUGUUUCGGCUGUCCAAUUUUGUAAUUGUUUGAUACUAUAGGUUAUACAUAUAGAAGAUGUUGUAAUAUUUGUACUUAAAAAUUCUCAUUAUUCCAUACUAUACUUCAAUACAAGCCAUACUUUUCU
Messenger RNA from Arabidopsis arenosa, 1226 nucleotides. NCBI's taxonomy places the organism in Eukaryota, Viridiplantae, Streptophyta, Magnoliopsida, Brassicales, Brassicaceae. The record is from the annotation of a GenBank genome assembly.